CAGCAGUAUGCUGCAUACUGCUUCCGGUUUCUCGUGUGGCGCUCAAACAUGGCCGCUUCCAUGGCGUUGCGAAGAGAAUGCUGCUCCCUGGCAAGGAUACUGAGCAGAGUAUCAUACUCGGGAUCCCAAGUCACGGGCCAUUGUACAGGACAAAAGAAAUGGCUUACAAUUCGGCGCCAGUUCCCUAUGAGCCCAUCAUUCCACACAGCCUCUGUGGUUUUAAAAAUGGCGUCACCGAUCACUGUGACGGAGGAGCCCGACACGCUGUUCCAAAAAGUGACCGUGCUGGUUAAAGGUCACGACAGGGCCGUCUUGGACAGCUAUGAGUAUUUCGCAACUAUGGCAGCCAAAGAACUCGGCAUAAACAUCGACAAAGUUUUUGAACCUCCCAAGGACAUGGAAAGGUUUACAUUGCUGAAGUCAGUCCAUAUCUUCAAAAAACACAGAGUUCAGUAUGAGAUGAGGACACACUACAGGUGCAUUGAGUUGACUCAUUUAACAGGCUCAACAGCGCGGGUAUAUUUGGAAUAUAUUCAAAGGAACCUUCCCGAAAGUGUAGCCAUGCAGGUGACAAAGAUUGCUAUGGAGAAAAUUCCAGACCACAUCCAUGAACCCAUAUGGAAUGAUGAGGCCAUGGAUGAAACACAGAAGCCCACUCAAGAAAUGCAUACCUCCAAGGAGUGAAAAGAGAAUAUUGUCCAACCAUUCAUCCAUCCAUUUUCUUUCAUGCAUGUCCUCAAUGUUUGUCUUUGGAAUGUAGGAGGAAAUCACGGUACCUGACAAACACAAGAACAGUGAGAACAUCCACAUCUUAAUGUAGGAGGGUUAGAGCCCAGAUUCAAACCUCCGCCCACCUCAUAACUGUCACGAAGCGAUCAGCCACUUGGCUGACAUAUAUUGUCUUUAGUUGAAAUACAAAUUGUAUCUUAUUUGUGUCUGUCAAUUUCUAUCACAAAGUAAAUGUAUAACUUAAAUGUACACAUUUGUCAAAAUCGUUAUUCAUGAUGGCUUUUUUUUUUUUUUUUUUUUU
Messenger RNA from Corythoichthys intestinalis (scribbled pipefish), 1030 nucleotides. It is a transcript of the gene mrps10, whose product is annotated as mitochondrial ribosomal protein S10. The transcript is spliced from 7 exons. Gene Ontology annotation, biological process: translation. Gene Ontology annotation, molecular function: structural constituent of ribosome. Lineage: Eukaryota; Metazoa; Chordata; Actinopteri; Syngnathiformes; Syngnathidae. Bases 49 to 684 code for a protein of 211 amino acids. Gene Ontology annotation, cellular component: mitochondrial small ribosomal subunit; mitochondrion; ribosome. The record is from RefSeq and is a predicted model, not a curated record.